GGUGCAGCGUAAUGUUCUAAAGAAUCCUCUACUGAAGUUCUAUAAUGUCUACUUCUGUGGUUUUGGCUGCUCUUCUUGGCCUGUUUAAUUUGAAUCAGGCAUCUCUGCCAGACUGUAAGGAGCUCAUAACACCGCGAACCCUGGAGGAUGACAAUAAAAGUAUCAUGGGUAAAUGGAUCUUCCUUGAAGGCAUAGCUGAUCACCACUUAUUUACAGAUAUCUUGAAGACUGUGAACAGCUCAUGGAUGGAGUUUGGCCCAAGCACUCUUGCAAAAACUCUAACGCUCAGUCAAGGGGAUAUGCGAAAUGGAAAGUGUAGAUUUUGCACCAUUAACACAACUGUUAAUGAUAGUAUUUUGUAUGCCAGUGGAAAUGAAGUAGUUUCAGAGGGCAAGUUCUUGCCAUCCUGUCCUGACUGUCUCACCAUAAACUUCAACAACCAAGUUAAAAAUGAGACCAUAUAUUCUUUAUACUUAUUCAAGAGAGAGAGCAACCGAACCGAGUCUGACAUGGACAACUACUGGAAGCAAGCUGAAUGUCUUGGAUUGAAAAGAGAAACCCAGUACUCCUAUGAUGAUGUAACAGAACUCUGUCAUGUGGUCAAGGUCAACUCAUCUGACCAGAAGUAA
This is a messenger RNA of Carassius carassius (crucian carp), 629 nucleotides long. Its product is annotated as saxitoxin and tetrodotoxin-binding protein 1-like. The record is from RefSeq and is a predicted model, not a curated record. Bases 45 to 629 code for a protein of 194 amino acids. Lineage: Eukaryota; Metazoa; Chordata; Actinopteri; Cypriniformes; Cyprinidae. The transcript has 6 exons.